This is a messenger RNA of Metopolophium dirhodum (rose-grain aphid), 3748 nucleotides long. RefSeq lists its product as uncharacterized. The record is from RefSeq and is a predicted model, not a curated record. NCBI's taxonomy places the organism in Eukaryota, Metazoa, Arthropoda, Insecta, Hemiptera, Aphididae. The coding region runs from base 863 to 2638 and encodes 591 amino acids. The transcript is spliced from 2 exons.
CAAUAUACCAUAAUAUUAUAGAGUUCGAUGAAAAUGAGCUACAACUGUACUGAGGUAGGUUUGAGUUAUCAGUAAAUGCAGAUGUACACCGUAUUUUGGUUUUAUAUUAUCCCUGGUAUAAUGUUUGGGUUCUCCUACGAUUUUUUAGUUUUUUAUGGUUUCUGGAAUCUGUGUUUGGUGUUAUGUUUGAUAUUAGUCACAGACCACACUACCACAGGUUGUUUUAAAUGGGAAAUUGAUAAACGCUGUUAAUUUAAAUUUUAGAUUAUCUGAAAAAUUUUAAAUUACAUUAAUACAAUAAUACAAUCUUACAUCAUGAGUUAUUUAAGAGAAAACGGAAACACAUAGGUACAAUACAUUUUUUAAAGCCAUUGCGAAUUGCAAUAUUUACUAAACAUUUAAAUGAAUAACUAAAAGAAAGUCAAUUUCGUUCCAAGUCACCAGUCCAGAUGGCACUCAACAGUUUCUGCCAGUAACAGUCAACAGAUGUCCUGAGAUUAUGAAUGAUUGAAAAAGUUACUUAAAAGUUGGAUAUACCUACCGAAGAAAUAAUAGUUUGUUUAAAGGUAUCUUAGGGUAUACAGAAACAAAUUAUUUCCAUAUCAUAGUUUAAGAAGAACCUUGCUAUUUGCAGCUAUAACAGAUCACAAAUGUGUACAGUAACACUAUUACUAAUCAUAAACACAACAUCCAAUACUAACUAAAUUUAAGUUACAUAAAUCUAACAAAGUUUAUCAAGUUUUACCCAUUACAUGGAUAUUAUAUAAAAGUGGUAAAUUUUAGGUAGGUACUUGGUGUUCAUAUAUAGGUACUGAAAAUAUUAGUUUAGGAAAGAUUUAUUGGAGAAAAUAAUUAUUUCUAAAUGGAAAACCCAGUAGAAAACUUAAAUAAUUCCAAAAACAUGGUUGGAAAAUUAAAAAAUAAUGUUAUAGACAAGGCUGUGACUGAAAUUUCCACUUUAUUAUCUUUUGAAAACUCACAAACUGAAGAAUUAAAUUCAUCAAAUAAUAAUCAUGUUAAAAAUAUUCCAAUUGUAAAUAAGCCGGCUUUAGGUGAUGUAUGGAAUGUAUAUGUGUCAAAUAUAAAUUCAUUAAAAUAUUUUCAUGUACAGAACAUGGACAACUAUGAAUAUAUUCAAUCAAUCUGUUCAAAAUUGGAUAAAUAUGAUUCAACGUCGAAGAAGCUUCCAAAAGUAGGACAUUUAAUUGCUGCUCGCGAUCUCAAUGGUACAUGGUACAGAGCAAAAGUUCAAAGCAUAACGGAAUCGGGACUGAAUGUAUGCUUUAUUGAUUUCGGGAUUUCUAAAGUACUAGUUACAGUUUAUAAAGAUUUACCAAAAGAACUUGCCAGUAUAAAACCAAUGGCUUAUCAUUGUUAUUUUAAAAGUGUAUCAAAAGAAGAUGAAAAUAGAUUUUUAGAUCUAGAUUUAUUUGAUUCUAUUUAUAAAUACUACAGUUCUUAUAAAAUAACAGCAACUUUUUUAAGCAAUAAUGAUCCAUAUUUAGUUACAUUAUCACAUAACGGUAAAGAUGUUCUGGAUAUUUUAUACAAUUUACUUUGGGAUGGUAUUGUUCCUAGUAUAUCUGAUGAUCCAAUAAAUCAUGCAAAACUUAUAAUGCUGAAUAAAAUAUUUUCAAAAUCUAAGACAGGAGUUGUCAGUGUAGAACCCAUUUUUUCCAAUAAUCAUUUUUAUGUUGAAACCGAAUUUAGUUAUCAAAUUGGCAAAACUAUUACAACUGAAAUCAAAAAUCAGACAAAAUGGAUUCCAGUAUUACAUCCUGAAGAGGGUCAAAUAGUGAUUGCUAAAAAUACCAAUGAUUUAAAAUUAUAUCGGGCAAGAGUCGUAAAGAAAUAUGAAGAUUCUGAAGAGCAUAAAUGUUUUUUAAUCGAUUGCGCGACGUUCGAAAACUGUUUUGAAAUGUUUGAACCUACCGAUUAUCUACGAACAACACUUCCAGUCAAGAUACACUGUUCUUUAGAUAUAUCCAUUAAUUUUAGCGGUGAUAUACAAGAAAGCAUGAAUCUUGCUUUUAUUAAUGAAAUAGCCGAAAGCAAAGGCAAGUCAAAAAUCAUAAAAAUUAAAAAAAUUGGAAAUCCUUGUAUAAUAGACUUGGAGAUCAGUGAUUUAAAUAUCAUUCAAGUUAUUAAACCAUGCGAAGUGAGAGUGAUCAAUGAUAAACAUUUUAAUUCUUUUAAAGUUCGGUUAAAUUCUCCCGGAGUAAAAAAAAUCACAGAUGUUCUAAGAUCUACUAAAACAUUUUUUCCUAUUUCCAACCCAAAUAUUUUUCAACUAUAUGUUACUAAAAUUGACCAACAAUACAAGAGAGUAAAAUAUAUGGGUGAAAUUAAAGGAGGCUUUAAAGUAAUGUUAGUAGACGAAGUACCUAUUAAGAUAGUAGUCGAUCAACUAUAUGCAAUUCCUAAAUCAAUAGUAAAUGUAAAAACUACAGAUUUCUAUUGUUCUCUAGGACUAAAUAAAACUGAUUAUUCUAACAAAUUGUUUAUUGACAUUUGUAAUAAUGGCAACGUCAAAUUUAAAAUGGUUGUCAUUACAAAUGAUCAUAUAAAUGCUCAUAUUGUUAAACUUUUUUUAAAUUCUAAAGAUAUAAAAUCAAUGAUUUGUAACCAACCUUCAUAAUAUUGAACUGUUUUUUUUUUUGAACAUUAUUAUUAUUGUGAAUUAUAUAUAGAGGGUCAUUCACCAAUCAUGUUCACUCUAUUUUUUCCUUUAAUAAUGAAUUUUUUCAUAUUCUGAUUUUUUAAAUUUUUUAAGUAUACUCAGACAAUUUUUCCAAAUUCUUGAAUUUUUGUGUACUACUUUAGGAGUGUUCUAUGGCAUACAAACUUUUGCUAUUCAAAUGAGAGCCUGCCUUUUUUACUGUAAAUUAUUUAGUUGAUAAUUUUUUUGAAAGGUUUGAUGUAACUAAUUCAAAAUUUGAAUGAGUUGUUUCUUAGUUAUUAAAAUAUUUGUACUAAGGAUAAAAGUCCUUAAAAAUGGUUUUAAAAAAUAUACAAAAUAGACGUAAAAUUGGAUUCAGUUUUUAUUACAUUUGGGCUAUUUUUACAAAUUUGGAAUUAUUAAUAUUAAUGACUAAAAUUGUCAAAUCACCAUAGUCCCUAUAUCUUAUAAGCCCAUUACCUACAGUGGGCAUUUUAUCCUUAGAGCACAAAGUUAAAUAACUCAAAAACUACUCGUACAAAUUUUGAUUCUGAUAGGUACUUCAAAUUUUUCUGAAAAACUAUCCACUGAAUAAUUUACAGUUGAAAAGGGGGUUCUCAUUUAAAAAAAAGAAGUUUGUAUCUCCACAGGACACUCCUUAAAGAGUAAAAAAAAUGUCAAUAAUGUGAACAUAAUAUAAACAUUCCAAAAAUUGGAUUUUGAAUAACUGCAUUAUUGAAGAAAAAAAAGGGGGUUAGCUUGCUUGGUGAAUCACCCUGUAUAACUGUCACUAACUUGUAACGAUUUUUGCAUAUCAUACCACAUGAUUAUGUACAGUCUCUUAUGGAUUCUUAAGUCUUUCAAAAUUGUUCGACUUUAUGGCGGGUCCACACAGAGUCUGGUUUAUUUUUCUUUGUGUUUUUAAACAAUUUUUGUGUUGGGAAAAGUUAAGUUUUGUAAUCUUACCCAGUUUAGACCUAGCAUUAUAUGAUAUUAUUGUGUAUUGUAUUAUAAUUAUGUAAAAUGUAAUAUUUUGUAUACCAAAAAUCUGUGUUGUGAUAAAAAAUAAAAAAAUAAUAUAAAUGUUUA